Messenger RNA from Dovyalis caffra, 1740 nucleotides. Lineage: Eukaryota; Viridiplantae; Streptophyta; Magnoliopsida; Malpighiales; Salicaceae. The record is from the annotation of a GenBank genome assembly.
AUGUCGGGCGUCGCUGCAAAUACAAUAAGAAACCCUAGCUUCUUCCAUUUGUCUUCGAAUUCUAGGACUCUCUUCAAUAAUAAUUACGGAAAUGGAGCAGGAGGAGGUUUUGUUAACAAUCGCGUUACCUUCUCUUCUUCUCACUUCGCUCGCGCUGUUUCGCUUCGAUGUUUCUAUUCUUCAACUGCCUUUGAUCGGGUUCAAGUUCAAAAUCCUAUCGUUGAAAUGGACGGUGAUGAAAUGGCAAGGAUAAUUUGGAAAAUGAUAAAAGACAAGCUUAUAUAUCCUUAUCUGGAUUUGGAUAUUAAGUAUUUUGAUUUGGGGAUAUUGAAUCGUGAUGCUACUGAUGAUAAGGUCACUGUAGAAAGUGCUCUCGCGGCUCUCGAGCACAAUGCUGCUGUUAAAUGUGCUACAAUAACUCCUGAUGAGGCUAGAGUUAAAGAAUUUGGCCUGAAGUCUAUGUGGAGGAGUCCUAAUGGCACCAUUAGAAACAUCUUAAAUGGCACUGUUUUCCGCGAGCCUAUCCUUUGCCGAAACAUUCCAAGAAUUGUCCCUGGUUGGAAGAAACCCAUAUGCGUUGGCAGGCAUGCCUUUGGUGAUCAAUAUCGCGCCACAGAUACAAUCAUUAAAGGGCCAGGAAAGCUUAAAAUGGUUUUCGUCCCAGAAGAUGGUGAAGCCCCAGUGGAUCUUGAUGUUUAUAAUUUCAAAGGCCCGGGCAUAGCACUUGCUAUGUAUAAUGUUGAUGAGUCUAUUCGAAACUUUGCGGAGUCAUCAAUGUCAUUCGCAUUUGCAAAGAAGUGGCCUCUUUAUUUGAGCACCAAAAACACAAUUCUGAAGAAAUAUGAUGGCAGGUUUAAGGACAUAUUCCAGGAGGUAUAUGAAGAAAAGUGGAAGCAUAAGUUUGAAGAACAUUCAAUAUGGUAUGAGCAUCGGCUAAUUGAUGAUAUGGUGGCUUAUGCAUUAAAAAGUGAGGGUGGAUAUGUCUGGGCUUGCAAAAAUUAUGAUGGAGAUGUCCAAAGUGAUUUGCUUGCUCAAGGAUUUGGCUCACUGGGCCUCAUGACCUCUGUGUUGUUAUCAUCUGAUGGAAAGACUCUGGAAGCUGAGGCAGCUCACGGGACUGUAACUCGGCAUUUCCGGUUGCAUCAAAAAGGACAGGAAACCAGCACAAAUAGUAUUGCUUCAAUAUUUGCAUGGACCCGAGGGUUAGAGCAUAGGGCCAAGCUGGACAACAAUGAGAGGUUGCAUGAUUUUGUUCACAAGUUGGAGGCAUCAUGCAUUGGGACUGUCGAGGCAGGAAAAAUGACCAAGGAUCUUGCCAUUUUGACCCAUGGCCCUAGGGUAUCAAGGGAAUUUUAUCUUAACACUGAAGAAUUUAUCGAUGCUGUUGCACAAGAUCUAGAAACAAAGCUUCGGGAGCCUGCUGCUGAGCCAGUCAAGGAAGGGCAAAAGUUCGUGCCUUUCGCUGGUCUUUCUAGACUUUUGGAUGAGAAACAUGAUACAGAGUUAGCUCUACCUGAUUCAGGUUCUGUUAAAGAAGAGAACCAAACAAUUAAAUCAGCUCUAAGCUUGGCUACUGAAUCAGAGAUCAAGUCUCGUAAACGUCCAGCAGAGGUGGUGUUUGGUUCUGUUGCACCUGGAAAGAAAUCGAAAGAGUUCAAAAUAGAGGAUGUUAAAGCUGAAACUUCGAAGAAAGAACAAUUCCAACCAUUCACAGGGAAUGUAUACUCUUUGGACGGCUGA